GUGGCGCGCCGGCGCCGGGGAUGCGAGCAGCUAGCGAGGAGGCGGCGGCAGCGGUGGCGGGAAGUGCAGGAGUGGGCGAGGAGGAGAAGCAGGAGGUGAUGGCGACGGACCUGGGGAGGGGCAGACGCUCCGUCUGGCUGAGGCGCCCCCUGGGCUGGGGUCCCCCUUGCAGGUGACACACUGGCUCGGGAGUGGACGCGCCCCCCGGGCCUUGUUUGGGACCCAGACCCCCGCUCCCCGGAGAGUCUUGACACCGCCCGUCUUCAUCCUGAGGAGCGAGCGGGAGAGGGACUUGGCUCAACAGGCAAAAGAAGGACUAAACAAAGGAGAGGAAACCAACAAAAAUAACUUUGGAAGCACUGAAUGUGGCAAAAUAAGAACAAUGGAUCUCAAGUUCAACAGCUCCAGGAAAUAUAUUUCUAUCACUGUCCCGUCCAAAACCCAAGCAAUGUCACCACACAUCAUGUCGAUAGAUGACAUUGUAGUGCUUGGCAUAAAUCUCAGCAGAUUUAACAAACUUACUCAAUUUUUCAUAUGUGUUGCUGGAGUUUUUAUAUUUUACCUAAUUUAUGGAUAUUUACAGGAAUUAAUAUUUUCAGUGGAGGGUUUUAAGCCCUAUGGCUGGUACCUUACUUUAGUGCAAUUUGCAUUUUACUCCAUAUUUGGCCUAAUAGAACUUCAGCUUAUUCAGGACAAAAGGAGAAGAAUACCAGGAAAAACCUACAUGAUAAUAGCUUUUCUAACUGUGGGUACUAUGGGGUUAUCAAACACUUCCUUGGGCUACCUGAAUUAUCCUACCCAAGUCAUCUUCAAGUGCUGCAAAUUGAUUCCUGUUAUGCUAGGAGGAGUUUUUAUUCAAGGAAAGCGUUAUAAUAUUGCAGACGUGUCUGCUGCCUUGUGUAUGAGCCUCGGCCUGAUAUGGUUUACACUAGCCGACAGCACGGUUGCACCAAAUUUCAACCUGACAGGUGUGACCCUCAUCUCCCUGGCUCUGUGUGCAGAUGCCAUCAUUGGAAAUGUCCAGGAGAAAGCAAUGAAGCUGCAUAGUGCUUCCAAUUCGGAAAUGGUUUUGUAUUCAUACUCAAUCGGCUUUGUGUACAUUUUAUUGGGAUUGACAUGCACUAGUGGAUUAGGCCCUGCAGUAACAUUCUGUUCAAAGGAUCCAAUUCGGACCUAUGGUUAUGCUUUCCUUUUCUCUCUCACUGGGUAUUUUGGAAUCUCUUUUGUUCUGGCUUUGAUUAAAAUUUUUGGUGCACUUCUUGCUGUAACAGUGACAACAGGGAGAAAAGCAAUGACGAUUGUACUUUCUUUUAUGUUCUUUGCCAAACCAUUCACAUUUCAGUAUGUUUGGUCUGGUUUGUUAGUUGUCCUUGGUAUAUUUCUCAAUGUUUACAGCAAAAAUAUGGACAAAAUAAGACUACAAUCACUGUAUGAUCUGAUAAACAAAACAUUGGAAGUGAGGAAGUCAAGGACGUUGGCACAAACUGUAUAGGCAGUGAUUUGUAACGUAGAAUUAAUUCAUCAAUCAACUUUCCAAAGCGACUUUUAUAAAAACUAAAGGCUCUGAAGGUGUGCUGUCCACAUGUGAAUGGAUUACAUAUGAGGUCGGCCUUUCUUCAGAACCCUUGUUUGACUGUUUAACUUCUGAAGCAAUCAAAAGAGCCACACCGGCACACCUUAGAAUAAAACGUCAGUAUGAAGGACUGCAGUACUUACAGUCUGUUGAGAAUUUCACUGUGGACCAUGUUGCAAGACAAAUUGGAUAUCAUUAUGACAUAUCAAAGAAACUGAUAUGUAAACGCAGAGUUUUCUUUUUUCCAUUCCAUUUUGGUGGUAUUUAAAUUGGCUCUCUGUUGUAAGAGUGAACUGAUGAUUUAAAGUCUAGAGAGAAUAACGUCAUUAUAAAUAAAAAUUAUUCUGUGAUUUUUUUUUAAAAGAAUGUGAUAAAAUUGGGGUAGUGAAGGUUGGAUUUUGUUAUGAAGAGGAGAAGUACAGUGUAUAUAAACUAAAGCUUAGGCUUUUCUCUGAUCAUUUAAAAGUAUUCUUUAGAGAAAAUGGGCUUUACAUUUUCUGUGGAAUAUAGGCAAUAGAAUAAAAAGAGCCAUCAUCCUGUGUCCUGUAACUAUGUAUCACAAGCCAGAUUUCCCAUCAUUCAUCAAAGGUGCUUAAAGAUUUCAUGAUUUGUAUUUUUAAAUUGAAGGGAGGGACUUCCCUGGUGGUCCAGUGGUUAAGACUCCACCUUCCAGUGAAGGGUUGCGGGUUUGAUCCCUGGUCAGGGAACUAAGAUCCCACGUGCCAAAAAAAAACAAAACAUAAAACAGAAGCAGUGGUGUAACAAAUUCAAUGAAGACUUUUAAAAAUCUUUAAAAAAAUAAAUGAAGGGAAAAUAAUUGAUGUCUUAAAUUAUUAUAAAAUAAUAAAUUACCAUAGUUUUUCUUAAAAAUGGAAUUUAAUGAGACAGCUUGAAGAUGAAAUUGGAUAAAUUAAAAAGCACAAGUAGACUUAGCAAAUUCGCACAAUAUGUUGCUUGCACAGUUUUAAGUCUAAAUUCAGAAAGACUCUUGACGGACCUUUGCCCUUGGUUUCUGGGAGGGAGCUUCUAGUCCUUGGAAUUUCCCAAGUGAUAGGAAUUGUUCGUCAUGGUAGUUCUGGGGUGGGGGCUGGCCUUGCUGGAAAGUCUCACUGUGUGACUAUAGGAUUAGGGCUUUGACCCUCAGGAUAUCAGCCCAACCUUUGGGGAAGGAAAGGGGUUUGGCAAUUAAGUUCAGUCGGUCAGUGAUUCAGUCAAUCAUGGCUACGUAGUGAGAGCCAAUAAAACCUGCAGACACCAAGGCUGGGGAUGGCUUCCCUGAGUGUACGUGCCCGUGGAUGUGCCAGAAGAGUGAUGCUCCUGAGGACACGGAGCUUAGACCUUGCCCCCCCCGGGUCUCUUCUUUUGUCUGUUCCUUAUUUGUAUCCUUUAUGAUAAAACUGUACUGGGAUGUAUAGCGCAUCCCUGAGUUCUUGAGUUGUUCUAGCAAAGUAUGGAACCUGAGGGGCAAGCAGGAACGCCCCCAAAUUUGUGACCAGUUGGUGGCCUGGGGUGUUCAGAGCUUGCUGCUGGUUCUGAAGUGAGAGCAGCCCUGUGGGGACUGUACCCAUAACUUGUGACACUUGACCUAACUCCAGAUAGGACAGCACUGCAGGCUUCAGGCUUACCAGAUAUUUUUAAAUAACUUCUAGCAUUCUCUGAACCGUUAUCAUGUCUCGUAAUUUCCUGAAGUGAUUUUUAUCUUAAACCCACUUUAUGUUCUAGAUUCUUCCUUGGUCAGAAAGCACAGAAACCUAGUAAAAUUUGACCAGGAUAAUGAGUCAACAGUAUGGCUUAACAUCAUGAAAAUAUUUAUGCAUCCCAGUAUCACAUUUGCCCUUUAAAUGGCACGGUUAUCAGAUUCUCGGGUAAAGCAGAGUGAUGCCCAGAAUGUCUUGCGUGCUUCCUUCCUGAAUAAGCAAAUGGCAGUUUGUUCCCAUUAUGUGUUUGAGCAAAAAGGUCUCAUUUUCACAUACUCUGCAUGUCACGCGUGCCUAUUGAAUGUUCUUGUACUUGCCUGCUGAACCAACCAUCUCAACCUGUUUAACAAAUGUGGUAACGUCACUGACUUUGCUGUAUUUUUAAGAGCAUUUGUUAAUUCACUGUCACUGGACCAGAUGUGAGCCAGGCAUCACACUAGAUGCUGAGGCUGCACAAGAGAACCAAAUACAACCCUCCCUCUUAAGGAACACCCGUUCUAGAGAAGAUUGGCAGUGAUCUCUACAUAAAAAUACCUAAACUGUGUUGAUUUCCUUCCAGUCAUGAAGUAUCUCAGCCUUGAGUUUUCAAAAUAAUCAUUCCCCAUGGUGGUAGCGCUUCUAAAACUUGCAUGUGCAGAUGAAUCACCUGAGGAUCUUCUUUAAAAACAGGUUUUUAAUUCAGGAGGAUUGACUUGGAACCUGAGAUCGUACCAACGAGAAGCAAUGCUGCUGGUCCGUGGACCACCCUUUGGUGUGGAGGUCUCUGCUACAAACUCUGGACAUUUUCAACAUCGCAGCAUCUUAAAUUAUUUGAAUACUUUUCACCAAAUUGCCUUCCCUUUUCAAACUUAACCAUCCUGUGUGGCCUGACCCUGUUUAACUUCUCUGAGUCUCUUUGUUUCAAAGUUGAACAGAAAUCUUACCAUGUUGCAGAGUCGCUGGCACAAGUGAAAAGAAUUCUUUAAUCACUGCAGGUGUAUGAAAGUUUAAUAAUCAUUACUUUCUCCAUAAAUGUUACUUUUUUUUUAAACCUUCAUGAAAGUAAGAUAAACCCAUAAUUUCCUACCAGUCAUGGUCUGUUGUUUUAAUUUCAUGGCAUGUAGUUAGAAUACUCUUUAUGCUAUUUUGUAGUGACAUUAUGAAGAAACCAUUCACUUCAGUGAUUUACUGCUGCUUCAGAGUGGACUGUGUAUUACGGGGGGUUUGGGAAGUAGGGCUUAACACUUAAGGGAUUCUUCUGAGACUUUAAUCACAAAACGUGUUUUAUUAAAUAUCUUAAUCCUAUGAUACCCCCCAAAUUUCUAAAACAUAAUUAAUUAGACCAUUGUAAUCAGUUUGACACAACUGAUAAGAUUUAAAUAGAUGAAGUAAGUAAAACGUGGAUAAUUAUUCACAGUAGAUGAUUGAGACCUUGGAGUCUGAUUGUUGUAAGAUUUCCUUGCAGGUCUCACUGCCCUUUUUUUUUUCCCUCCUAGUGCCGUUUACAGUGAAAGUAAUGAAAAGCAGAUCAAUUCAAGUGUGCACUGUGUUUCAUUUCUGACUCAACAGAAUAUGAACAUUUGGGGAUUGACUUUUUUGUACCUUCUGAAAAUGUCCAUUAAUACAUAUCUUAAUUACUUACAAUAUAUUUUGUAUAUGUUUCCAGAGAAGAUUCAUAAAGGCAAGUAAAUCAUUUUUCUAGUUUCUGACUACAUUUUAAUUGACAGAAUGUUUCUCUGCAAUCUCUCUGCUAAGCAGCACAAAAUCAUAAAAUUUCAGGACUGUUUUGAUGUUGCCACCUGUCAUUAAAGAAGUCAGUCAAAAUGUCUUCUCUUAAGAAGGUUUGAUCUAGGAGUUCCCUGGCGGUCCUGUGGUUAGGACUCCCUGCUUUCACUGCAGGGGGCACGGGUUCAAUCCCUGGUCAGGGAACUAAGAUGCCGCAUGCCGCACAGCACAGCCAAAAAGAAGAAUGAAAAAAAAAAUUUUUUUAAAAGAAGAAGGUUUGAUGGGGCAAGGCUGGAAGGAAUUUACUAUAAUAUGCCCACAAACAUAUCCAUAGUCUAAGUCUGACAGGUGUCCAUCUUUAAACAGCUAGGGGUUAUUGCUGGAUUCGGGAAAACUGGGGAGCCAGAGGAGUACCAACCUCAGCGGGCGAUGGUGGACCUAGUCUACCUUAUGGGACUUGUAUGAAUAAAAAGAUACACAGGCUGGUGGUCACACACUGAAUAAGGAGAUUUAUUCUUUUAAAUGUCCCAGCUGUUUUGUAAAUUCUGAAAGUCAAUCUUAUCAGCAUUUAUGUAAUUUGUUCAUUCAAUGCUUAACAGCUUGCCAUUCUCAUAAAACUGAGGCAUGAGUAGUAAUUUGUUUCUUAAUUCAGAGGGCUUAUCUCUACAAAGUUUCUGAGAUGGUCUACUAGUUUGAUUUUUUCCUUCCUUUUCUGGGACUCUUUUAGAUGUUGGCAAUCCUACUUCUGUCUCCCGUAUCCCUGAGCUAUUCUUUCAUAAUUUCCAUUUCUCUACUGUUUCUGGGAGAGUUUCUCUGUCUGAUCUUUCAACACAACCUUCAUCUAUUCAACCUGCUAUUUAUUCAAUUCAUUGUGGUGAGGUUUUGUAAUAUAUAUUUCAACAAUUUUAUUUUCAUACCUACUAAAUAUUGACAGCCAUGUGGAGGAGGGCUUCUCAUAGACCACUGAUAGAAAUGUCAAGUUGUUACAGCCACUUCAGAAGGCUAUUCGGCAUUGCCAAAGUUGCAUCUGUGCAUACCCUGUGACCAGAAAUUCCACUCAGACACAUGCAACAAAAAUAUGUGCACACGUAGAAAAAGACACACGGAUAUUCAGAGCAGCAUCAGUCAUAAAAGCAAAAACUGAAAGCCAUCCAGGUACAGUAGUCACCUACAGUAGAAUGGGUAGAAAAAAAAUUGUGUUAUAUGUGUAUAUAAUGGAAUGAACAUAAAAGAUCACCACUCAUAGCAACAGAAAUAAAUUUCAGAUGCAAAAUGUUGCAUGAAAGCACAUAGAUACAAAAGAAUACAAAUGGUAUGAUUCCAUUUCUACAAAGUUCAAAAAAAACAAGGGAAAGACAAAACUAUAAUGUCUAGGGAUGCAUGCUUUGAUGGUAAAAUUAUCAAGAAAAGCAAAGAAAUAAUAGCAUAAAAGACAAUUGCAUUUGGGGGGCAAGGGAAGGAGGAAGGACCGCAGGAGGGGCUUGUAUUUGGCAAUGCUUCUUUGCCCUUUGUGGUGGUUACACUGGUGUGCCCUUUGAGAUAAAUCAUUGAGCUGUAUUUUUUAUUUGGUACACUUUCUGUGUGAAUAGUACAUUCCAGAAUGAAACAGUUUUAUAAAAGAGGAGAUGGGAGGUGAGGACAGAAAACAUGUUCUUUGGAAAAGGACUCAACAGCUCUCUAAAAAAAUGGGGACUCUUAGACCAACCUAUGCUUAAUGCUUUGUCUUAAAUCUUGUUUUCCUCUUCCAGCAAAAGAUCCGUUCCUUCAGUUUGGACUGCGUCAGACACUUUUAAUAAAAUACGAAAUUUUCUUCUAACAGUGCCUUCUCUUUAUUGGAGUAUUUUAGCAAGCUAGAGGUGCAUGCAGAAAGAGUGGUUCUUUGCUUAAUGAUAGCAGCAACUGGUUAAAUGAUGUAAUACACAUGCCUACCUACAUAUACCCAUUUAUUUUUUAAACCCUUCUUCAAAGACACUAUAUUUGACUGUAGGGAUGUAUUCAGUCAUUAG
This is a messenger RNA of Hippopotamus amphibius kiboko, 6980 nucleotides long. RefSeq names its product solute carrier family 35 member B3 (gene SLC35B3). NCBI's taxonomy places the organism in Eukaryota, Metazoa, Chordata, Mammalia, Artiodactyla, Hippopotamidae. Gene Ontology annotation, biological process: transmembrane transport. Gene Ontology annotation, molecular function: 3'-phosphoadenosine 5'-phosphosulfate transmembrane transporter activity. The record is from RefSeq and is a predicted model, not a curated record. Gene Ontology annotation, cellular component: endoplasmic reticulum membrane; Golgi membrane. The transcript has 10 exons. Bases 383 to 1492 code for a protein of 369 amino acids.